Molecule: messenger RNA, 3466 nt
Organism: Apus apus (common swift)
Lineage: Eukaryota; Metazoa; Chordata; Aves; Apodiformes; Apodidae
Gene: TTLL11
Product: tubulin tyrosine ligase like 11
Exons: 9
Coding region: 49-2043 (664 amino acids)
Biological process (GO): microtubule cytoskeleton organization; protein polyglutamylation
Cellular component (GO): cilium
Molecular function (GO): tubulin binding; tubulin-glutamic acid ligase activity
Source: RefSeq, a predicted model, not a curated record
CCGCUCUCAUGGCAACGGGCGGGGGCGGCCGGGCCGAGGCAGCCGCGGAUGGAGGCGGCCGGGGACCUCCCGCAGGGCUGCGCCCCGGCCCGCGAGGCGGAGGAGCCCCCGGGGGCCCCGGCCCUCCCCGCCGAGGAGCCCCCGGGACAGGAGGUGCCACCUGCCGAGGCCGGGCGGGAGCGGGGCCGGGGCCGCCGCGGGGCUGGUCCGCAGGGCCCUCCCGGGCGGGGGGCGCGGGGCAGGGGCCGCCGGGCUCCGGGCCGGCGCGGGGGGGACGAUGGAGGCCGCGCCGGCCGGCGGCCCCGCGUCACGGUGGACAGCUCGAAGGCCAAGACCUCGCUGGAGGCGCUGAAGAUCAGCCUGCGGCAGCUCCGGUGGAGGGAGUUUCCUUUUGGCAGACGCUUGCCCUGCGAUAUCUAUUGGCACGGGGUAUCAUUUCAUGAUAAUGAUAUAUUCUCAGGUCAAGUCAACAAGUUUCCAGGCAUGACAGAGAUGGUACGUAAGAUCACCCUGAGCCGGGCCGUGCGGACCAUGCAGGACCUGUUUCCUCUUGAAUAUAACUUCUAUCCUCGAUCCUGGAUCCUGCCAGAAGAAUUUCCCCUCUUUGUGGAUGAGGUUCGUAUGAUGAAAGACAGCGAUCCAUCCUGGAAGCCCACUUUUAUUGUAAAGCCUGAUGGAGGGUGCCAAGGGGAUGGAAUCUACCUCAUUAAAGACCCAAGUGACAUUAGGCUGACGGGAGGCAUCCGACCCGCUGUGGUCCAGGAAUAUAUCUGCAAACCGCUGCUUGUCGACAAACUGAAAUUUGACAUUCGUCUUUAUGUCUUACUGAAAUCUUUAGAGCCCUUAGAAAUUUAUAUAGCCAAAGAUGGACUUUCUAGAUUUUGUACAGAGCCCUAUCAAGAACCCACUCUAAAAAAUUUGCACCAGGUUUUUAUGCACUUAACUAACUAUUCACUCAAUAUCCAUAGCGGGAACUUCGUCCAUUCUGACAAUGCAAACACUGGCAGCAAAAGGACUUUUUCAAGCAUCCUGUGCAGACUGUCUUCCAGAGGAGCUGAUGUCAAAAAGCUGUGGUCAGAUAUUAUUUCACUGGUGAUUAAAACAAUUAUUGCACUGACGCCAGAACUGAAAGUUUACUAUCAGUCUGACAUACCAGCAGGAAAGCCUGGGCCAACUUGCUUCCAGAUUUUAGGGUUUGACAUCCUCCUGAUGAAAAACUUGAAGCCCAUGUUACUAGAAGUAAAUGCAAACCCCAGCAUGAGGAUAGAACAUGAGCAAGAGCUUUCUCCUGGAGUAUUUGAAAAUGUCCCAAGCCCUGUUGAUGAAGAAGUGAAAGUUGCUGUUAUCAGAGACACUCUACGGCUGGUGGACCCUCAGAAAAAAAAGAGAAAGGAUAUCCAGUGUCAGGCUUUGGAGCAGGUGUCAGAAGCCAAGGAGGAGGCACUGGAGGUCCCCCCGGAGCAGGACACCAGCCGUGCCCCAGAGCCUGGGCUGCCCUCCCUGUGUCUCAAGCAAGUGUUCCCCAAGUAUGCCAAGCAGUUCAGCCACUUGCAGCUGGUGGACAGGGUGGCUGCUCUCUUCAUCCGAUUUCUGGGUGUCAGAGGGACAACGAAGCUGGGCCCCACGGGUUUCCGGACAUUCAUAAGACACUGCAAACUGAGUAACAGCAAUUUCUCAAUGGCCUCUGUGGAUAUCUUGUAUAUUGAUAUCACGAGGAGAUGGAACAGCAUGGGAAUCGACCACAAAGAAUCAGGAAUGUGUUUGCAAGCCUUUGUCGAAGCUUUCUUCUGCCUGGCUCAGAAAAAAUACAAGUCCCUCCCACUGCACGAGCAGGUGGGAUCGCUGGUUGGUUUCUGUGAGUAUCACCUGGCUGCCCUGGACGAGAAGCGCCAGGUGUGCGGCCGCGGGGCCGCGGAGCGCCGAGCUGCUGUAGGUGCUGGUCAGACAGAUGGACUUCACCUGGCACCAGCUGCACACCCACCCCUCCUGAGCCGCACGGCCGUGGCCACCAAACUCACAGAUGGCAGAAGUCAUCGCUAUUAACUGUGCUAAUUCACCAGGACAGAACUGAGAAUGAAUCCCCACUGGAUUCCUUCAUCUGAUCGCCAGGAUUAUUUAAUGCGGUGUUUUUAUUUACACUCGUCAAGAAGCUCCCAUCCUCAAAUAAUGACCCUGGCAGUGGCUAUUGGUGUACCUCUCUUGGACCCACGGUACACCUCAUGUGACAAACUGUGCUUUCAUCCUGAGUGUCCAGAAAGCCACCUGUGAGGACAAGGACCAAACUGCAGUGGGGUGACAGCCAGUGUCCUGGGACCGGCUGCACUGAUGGGGACUGCACAGCAAAGGAGUCAGGUGCUCUGGACGUAUCCUGGAAACCAAGUCAUGAGCUGCAGGCUCAAAUACCAGUUGUGGACUUUGUAAAACUCAAACCUGGAAUUACACUCGUGGUCAGACUUCAGGCCUUGAUCCUCUCCUUUCAGUGUCUUGGGCUGUACGUGUUGGAAUCAAUGCAGAUUUGGUCAUUGUUUAUAUACUUCUUUUAUAAGUCAGUCUUAACACUGAAAUAAUAUUUUGGCUUCUACUUCUUUGUACGUGUCUUUGCCAUGACAAGUACUGUUAAUUUUUUAAAGAAAAUGUAAGGAUGUUUAUCCUUUUUGCUUCCACAGGACCAACAAGCUCACACUUAUUCACAGAAAAAAUUACUUCAUUAAUCAAAUUUGGUGAAUCCAGUGGUGGUUUUGCCUUCAGGUACCAAACACUGCUGUUGCACACAGCCCAGGAGUUCAUGGAAAUUCCAGUGACACCAGUCCUAUAUUGACUUCAGGCUAAUUGCAUUCUAGGUUUGCUUAUUUUUUGCCUUUUGCAUGUUUGUUACACUGUUUGGACCUGCAGGUCCACACCCAGAGCAGACUUUUUUGUCUUUGCACAUAUUCUUAAUUUUUUCCCUUAAAUAGCAGUAGAACUCUGUACAGAGUAGAUCUAUAUUAUUUAACAGGCUGUUUUGUCAUGAAUGCUGGGCUGUACUGCUGGAGCUGUCCAGAGAAGUCUUCUUUUUCAAGAAAUGAACCGUGACUUCCAUAAUUACUUCCAUGACUUCCUCUGUUUGGGGGGCUAAGCAGAACAUGAGACUGGCUGAAAGGACAGGAAUGACUCGGAACUUCAGGGCUGUUCAGUUUAAUUGGUUUUGAUCUCAUGUUUUAUUACAAAUAAUGUAUGUCUACAUCAGAGUUUGAUUUUCCUCCUUUGGUCUCUUCUGCAAUGCUAAUGAGCUGGUGAUGUUGUAGGGUUCCUCAUGCUGUCCAGGAUCACAAAGCUGUGAGGAGGCCUCUGGGCCCUGAGCUUUGGAUCUGAGAGACUAGCCAGAGCGCACACGAUGUUCCAGUGGCUGGUGAAUCAGAACGUGACCUUGGAAGCCCUUUGUCCAUGCAGAGGGAGCCCACCCAUUAAAUGGCAUGACCCAAAUGCA